AUAUAGAAAACUGCCGGACGGUGAAGCGCGAGCUCCGUUUAAACCGGGGAUCUAGGGAAUUCAUUUUAACGCACAUGCUAUUCAGCGCGUUCAUCAAUGGAACGUUUCCGGUCCUGGGUGCUUCUAUUUUACCAAUUUCGGAGUUUUUUAUUUUAUUUUUUUAAUCUGAUUUAAACAGAAGGCGGCUGAAGUGACGGGUGGAUUUACCUGCAAGUGCGACAUCCAAGAGAGACAAUGCUGGCCAGAAUUGUGUUCCUUUGUUCCUUUUUAGCUUGUGCUAGUUUUCAGGAGGAUGAGAGGCCUAAGGUAUCGUUUGGAGGAGCUUGUGUAAUGUUGUGCACCUGUGAGGAAAAAGACGGAGUGCUGCACAUAAGCUGCGAGGACAAGAACAUAAACAAGAUCUCUCAAGUCCAGGUACCUUCAGAUAGACCUUUCCAUCUGAAUCUCUACAAAAAUGAUAUUGUGGAGCUGCUCCCAGAGGACAUGGAGGCUUUCAGGAAUGCAGUCACCUUGCAUCUGGGUGGUAACAGCAUACAGGAACUGGUGCCUGGAGUUUUCAGUGCACUAGGCUCCUUGAAGAAGUUGCACAUCAACAGUAAUUUCUUGGUGAUGUUGAAAGAUGAUACUUUUCAUGGCUUAGUAAAUUUGGAAUACCUCCAGGCUGACACAAAUUUUAUCCAAGUUGUAGAGCCUGGGGCUUUCAGCAAACUUGUCCGUCUCAAAGUCUUGAUCCUCAAUGACAACUCCAUUGAGUUUCUUCCCAACAACAUCUUCCGAUUUGUGCCUCUGACUCAUUUGGACUUGCGUGGAAACAACCUGAAGACUCUGCCUUACGUGGGCUUUCUGGAGCACAUAGGCCGCAUCAUUGAGCUGCUUCUAGAGGACAAUGACUGGGUCUGUGACUGCCAGAGCCUUCAUUUGAAGAUCUGGAUUGAGAACAUGCGAGCACAGUCGGCCAUUGGGGAAGUGGUUUGCAGCAGUCCCCAGCAUCUCAGGGGUAUCCCUUUGGCCAAAGUGAAACGGGAUGUACUGUGCCCAUCCCAUAUAAAUAUAAACUUUGAGAAACCACCCAAGUCUCUGGACAUGGUGAUCACCCCUUCCACAAAGGUGGUCCAAAUACUAGACUCAAGAAAUGAUGCAAAGAUCCCCACACCUUCUCAUGGCCCAAAGACGACAUGUGCAUCACAGUGUUCUUGUCAUAACCAUCCCAAUAUUGGGUUCCUCAUCCACUGUGAGGAUAGAGGCAUCCAGAGGAUAUCAGAUCUUGGAAUUUUUCAGCAAAGCCCAAGUAAGCUUGUUUUAACUGGGAACAUGAUAGAGAGACUCCUAAAGUAUGAUUUUGUCACGUAUGACAGUUUGGAAUUGCUGAAUCUGGCAAACAACCAAAUAAACUAUGUAGACAAUGAAACUUUCCUGAGUUUGAGCAAUCUUAAAAAGCUGUACCUAAAUGGUAACAGGAUAGAGAAGAUUACUGCAACUAUGUUUGUGGGCCUCCACAAUCUGGAGUACUUGUACUUGGAAUAUAAUGCAAUCAGGGAACUCGAGUCUGGAUCAUUCAACCCUUUGACAAACCUGAAGCUCCUCUUCUUAAACAACAACCAGCUGAGUGCUCUACCAGCACAGAUAUUUCGAAACGUGCCCUUGACCAAGUUGAAUUUGCGAAACAACCUAUUCAUGCAUCUGCAGGUCAGCAAUGUGUUGGAGCAGCUUGAUUUCCUGGAACAGAUUUACCUUGAGAACAAUCCUUGGGACUGCACAUGUGAUCUAGUCAGCAUGAAGCAAUGGUUGGAGAAGCUGAGAAAGGAUACGGUGGUGGGCUCCAUCUUGUGCCAUAGUCCCAAAAAGGUGGUGAAAGCUGAGGUCAGAAACCUGAAGCAUGAUGUCCUCUGCCCUGGUUUGGUCACCCAUAACUUCCUGCCUUCAAGUGAAUUUGGGGCUGUAACAACCGAAGCACCAGAAGGAGGCAUAAACAGCUUCUUCCAAUCCCUAACGGAUGCAGUUCCUCUUUCUGUCCUCAUCCUCUGCCUUCUUAUUCUUUUCCUUACCAUCAUCUUCUGCUCUGCUGGGAUCAUUGUCUUUGUCUUGCACCGCCGACGCAGACAUUCAAAGAAAAAGCAAGCUGAGGAACAGCCUCGUGAAAACAGUCCAAUCCACCUGCAUUACAGCAUGUAUGGACAGAAAACAACUCAUCACUUGGCUGAGAGGCAUGACACAAACAUGUAUGAUGAACCUUCCCGAAGUCCCAUUCUUCAGGUUUGCAAGAACCCUAGCUAUUGUUCACAGCACAAAGAAUAUGAUACAGAGGAUUAUGAUACAGAGAAACCAAAUCGGUUUUGUCACAGCAUCAUGGAUAAGGAGAACGGCUCCCCCCUUACAGGGUCUCUGAAGUGCAAGGCCAUGUCCCAUGAGUAUCCAGCUGAUUUUGUUUCUUUGGGUGACAAGGGAUCUUUAUACAAAAACAUCCUGGAGCGGGAACAUGAACUCCAGCAACUUAGCAUCACAGAAUAUCUCAGGAAAAACCUCUCACAGCUACAAGACGUGCAAGUUCCCGGGCAUCAUCAAGAGCUCAAACUGAUGGAGACACUUGUGUACACCAGGCCGAGGAAGGUUAUGGUGGAGCAGACUAAAAACGAGUACUUUGAACUGAAAGCAAAUUUACAUGCUGAACCAGAUUACUUGGAGGUACUUGAGCAUCAGACAGCUCUUAACUGAGAUGCAGCACACUGUAACACUUUAAUAUCAGAUCUGCUUCAAGAGAUAAUACCCAAAGUGCCUUGAGUUUUCAGCAGACAUGAAGUGCAGCUGCUCAUCUUUGUGAAUGUGGUAAUUUAGGGGAUUGCAGUGGAGUGUAUGUUACUGAAGAGGAACAUUGACCUUGAUCUACUUUUCAUAAUUUAAUGUCAAAUAUGGUCAUUGUAUAUUUUGUUGAGUCUUGACAGUUUGCCAUAAAUGUCAUGUGCCAUUUGUCAAAUGCGGUCACUUUCACUCUGGUACUAUGGGACACAUUUUUCAACUUGUCACCUUGUACACUCUUAAAUGUAGAACCCUUAAGGGUUUUUGCAGUUCUUCCUUUUGGGGGUGGGGGACCCUGAAAGAUUCUAUAUAGAAUCCAACCAUUACUCCAGAGACAAAAGUAGAGACAUUACUCCAGCUAGAGACAUUAAUCAGGACAACUGUGGUUCUGAUUUGAACAAUCAGUGUUCUGAAUUACUUUUAGGUCUUCCCAAUGUCCCAAAGAGACUCACAUGGUAUCUUGGCAAGCAAGAGGGGUAACAAAAUGUAGCAUAGGUAUAGCAGGUACAGCCAGUGGCAAAGCAUUAUAACUAAACAAUUUUACCAGCAGUACCUGUUGUACCCUUAAAGGUCCUUUGGUUGUCCCUCUUGGGGAACCAUCAAUUCUAUGUAGAACCCUAUAACAUAGCAGAAAGGAUUCUGAGUAGAACACUUUAUGGAAGAUAAGGCCCUGGUCACACUACAGCUCGGGAUGGGUUCGCAAAUUCUUCUUCUUUCAGCUGUUCUUGUUAGGGGUCGCCAAAGCAGAUAAUGUCCCUCCAGCUCCUUCUGUCUUCUGUAUCUUUUUCUGUAGCACCAACUGUCCUCAUGUCCAUAAAUCUCAUUUGGUCUUCCUCUUUUCCUUCUACCUGGCAAAUCCAUCUCCAGCAUUCUUUUCCCAAUAUACCCUGGAUCUCUCCUCUGUACAUGUCCAAACCAUCUCAAUCUCACCAAUCACUCCCAAUGAGAAUCUCAACAUCUUUAACUCCACUACCUCCAGUUCAGCCUCCUGUCUUUUUGUCAGUGCCACUGUUUCCAAACCAUUCAAAAUUGUUGGUCGUACUACGGUCUUGUACAUUUUCCCUUUCACUCUUGCUGGCAACCUUCUGUCACAAAUCACGCCUGACACUUGAAUACUUGGCAGUGAAAAAUUGGUAGCAUCACCACCAAUCAUGCAGUGCACAGCAAUUGUUCUCCGAGCUUUGUAGGGUUUUUUUUUUUUUGGGUGUGUCUCCACCUCGUGAGUGGCCAAAAAUCUCAUGAAAAAUUUCAAUGCAUGCAUCGAAAUUUGGUGGUGAUGUUUUCGUCAGCAAACUAAGUGGUGAAUAUUCACAGAUGGGUUUGGGAAUACUUCGCCACCAAAUGCUUCAUCGCAAAGCAUUGCAAGCUGUAGUUUGACUGUAGCCCAAGAACACUUAAUUACCUAAUAAACCAUCAAUAAUGUCUUAAAUGUAUGGUACACUGUACAAAUUACUGGCCAUUAUUUUCUUCUUAAUACGAGAAACUACCUGGUGCUUAACAUAUAGAUUUAGCUAUUUUGUUACUUGAUACACUCUUAGACAAUAGGAUUAUUUGAUAAUUAAAAGAUGUCAGCCUCCAAAUAGGGUUCUACCUAUGGAAGCCUUUCUGAUAGGAUCUGUUGUAGGGUUCUAUAUCGAGCUAAAUAAUUAUCAAGGAUGUUCAGUUAGGGCACGUUUCCAUUGGAUGUACCAGUCAUACCUGUGCAAAACUUCCUUAUGUGAGCCAUGUCAGGACAUGAGGGUGGAGCUAAAAUUAGUGCUCCCCAUUGAUGGGACAACAAUCUUUGUGAUAGGGAAGAUCAGGAUACAGAUAGUCCUGGCACUUUGUUCCCAAGCUAUGCUGUCCUUUCUGGUGGAAAAGUGCAAUUAAAGUCUAAAUCUCCUUGUCUUCCAUGCUUUUGGUGUUAAUGGUGCUCAGGUUAGUUUCUAAUUGGGUGUUGGAGUGCUUUUGUUUGGUGGACUGUUUCUCAUUAUUCACUGCUGUACCUAAACUUCUUAUUGAGGUAUUUCACCUGACGUCACAGGGUCACGUGACGCCCCGGUGUCCGCCAUUUUGAACGUCAAGCUACAUACUAACGCUGCAGACAGAGAGGGAGAACCAGCUUGAAAAAAAACGUGUUACAGACACCUAGAAUAGAUUAAUUUGUCAGUAAGCACUCUAUAAAUAACCAUGGUGUUUGCUUGUUGUGCUGUGGGCUGCCACAACAGACAGGGACAGCGUGCAGGACGCUCCCUUCUAGUGAUGGGAAUUUCGGCUCUUUUUUGGGAGCCGGCUCUUUUGGCUCUUCUUACUAUAAGGAGCCGGCUCUUUCGGCUCCCAAACGGCUCCUGAGAUUUUAUUUUUGAUUUAAUUGCUGCAAUUAACUAGUAAAUUAAUUACAUUAUUAUUUAUAUUUUAUCAGUAGGAUGUUUUCCAUUUUAUUUUUUAGUUUUUGUAGCCAUUGUAAAGCUUUGUAAAGUAUAGCAGUGUAACAAUGUUCUAGCUAUAGAAAUAAAACUUACUUACCAAUUAAUAAAUUAUUUUCUCACAAACAUAAAUGCAAAACUGUUAUUACCAAUAUAAAAUACACAGCUGAUUUUCCCCUCCUCAGGUGCCUCACAGACUCCUCUCCCCUGUGCUCCACAGCUUUAAGCAUUACACCAAUUUUCGUAUUUUCGCAGCUGUGAAUGACAUCAACCCCCCCCAACCAAAAAAAGUAGGCGUACACCAUGCUACUUUUUUUCCUUUGAAUGGUAAUAGACAACACAAAGACGCAAUCGGACAGCAACUUUUUUUGUGAAGGUCUCUCUCUCUGAGGCACCUAAGGACAAAAAACUAAUUCGGCUCCCACCGAAGAGCCGGCUCCCCUCGUUCACUUCAAAGAGCCGGCUCUUUGAACCGGAUCGUUCGCGACCGACACAUCACUACCGGUUUCCUACUGACCCAGACAAGAGGGCCAAAUGGAUUGCAGCUGUGAAGAGACAGGAUUGGGAGCCAACAGAGUACUCCAGACUUUGCAGUGAUCAUUUCAUUUCAGGUUAGUUUAUCAGUUAACGCAAUUUUGAUAAAAUAUAUAGCAAAAAGUAAAUGGGUCAGUGUUUGUUAACCCAUCUGAGCAGUGAAACAAGGCAGUGUUAAUUUGUCUAGGGUUGCAUGUAGCAGACAUCAGACAUAAAACGCAAUAACAGAGGCUAGAAAGAAACGGGACACAGAAAUAAAUAAACAGGGCUCCAUACCAAGGCUGGGUACAGUGUUUGUGAUAAAAGACAGAUCCAAUUUAACACGAAUCACAGCUUACUUUCUUGUUAAAAUGUGCAAAGGUCUCCACCAUCUCAUACCGCCUUGCACUGAAGGACUUAAGCGUGCCGUCCAAAAUGGCUGCGUCACGUGACUUGGUCACGUGGGUGAAAUACCUCAAUACCAUCACCAUGCUCCUAUGUUGGUUGUUUUCUGGGGUAAAGUGGAGCAAUACAUUGUGCAGAGGAACAGUUAACCUAUGCAGAAGGUGUACCAUGAUAAAUGGUUAGCUUGGUGUCAUUUUUAUUAUGUCUUCUGUGCAUUUUCCAUGAAGUUGUAUUUAUUUAUUCCUGACAUUUUUGGCAACAAAAAAGCAAGUUUCUGUCCAUAACGUUUUUUUAUCUGGUGCAUCUCAUUGCAAUCACAAUCCUAACAUUUGCUGCAGGUCAUAAUUUUAUGAAAAGAAAAAAAGAAUUGCACUAUCCAAAAUGCCAUUUAAGAAAUGGCACUUGACAAUCAAGUGUAGCUACUGGUGUGGACAAGAUUGAUUGAUUUUUUUUUUUUUUUUGUAUAGUUUUUUUUUUUUCCUCUCCCCCCUUUUUGGUUCUAAUUUCUUUACAAAAUAUAAUAAAUUCUUUUGUCUCAGCAUGAUAGUUAUGCAGGAUGGUUUGAAAGGAUUUGCUGUAAGAGCACCAUAGCUUUAUUUUGUAUUGAGGUAGAUCAGAGUUUAUUUAUUCUGUAUAUAUUUGUACAUAACGGAACGUUUCUAUGUAUGUGUGCCUUUCGAUGUUUCAAUGUAAUGAGUGAUGUAAAUAAAAGUUACAAUAUAGUGUACAGUAAAAAAAAUAUAUUUGUAUUUUCCUGGCAAGUGCGGCACCUAACUUUUUGCUUGAUGAAAUUAAUCCUAACUCGAAGGGCACUUGGAUGUCUCUGCCAAGCUAGAAAUCAAAAUCUUGAACCUAGGAUAAUACGAAAGCUGUCCACCAAAUUUCAUCCAAAUCCAUUCACUACUUUUUGAGUUACAUUGGAAACAAAGAAACAAACAACUAAACAAAUGCAGGUGCAACCAUAACCUUCUCCAGCAAAAUUGGCAGAGGUAAAUAAUUCAGAAAUCUGUUCUCUCACUUCAUGUUUUCUCACAUCUUUUUAUUGUUUUUAAUGUUAAAGUAGAUGGUAUAUCUUGUAUAUAUGAGCAUCUUUGAUUAUAAAAACUCCAAUUAUUUAAAAAAAAUCUCCAUUGUAGUUGAACGAAGCUAUGCUAAAUUUCUACACACGAAUGCUUGGAAAAAAAGAGCAGCAUUCAGCAGUUUCGUGUACAUAACCCUAACCCUCAUAUCGCCAGUUUUCUUAAAAAAAAAAACAAAAGCACCAGCACAUGGAUAUAAAUCUGAGGGCGAGGAGGAUGUUUUCUCAUAAGCAAAGUGCAAAACAAUGUUUAUUUUCACAGCAAGGCUGUAAAUCCAUGACUGAUUAUUUUUAGCAGAGAAACGAGGAUGAAAUUCACAUUGCUGUUAAAAUGUAUGCAUCUACGCGAACACAAAUCUUUUUGUGUGUGUGUGUGUGUACAAUGCUGGUUAAGAAGGAUGUAAUUGGCAAAGACACUUAAAUCCAAGUCCAUUCAGAAUCUCAAAAAUAAUGGCAGUAUGUUUUUAUCAUUUUUAUUUUAUUUUUUUCCAGCUUGAUUUUGGGCUAUAGAUGUGGUUAACACACUGUCGCUAACUAGAUUUCAUACUCCAGAAAACACACAAGCUCAAAGCUGAGAGGGGGAAAAUAAAGCCACAGGAGCCUGACAGACAAGUCCAAAAAUAAAUAACUUACCAUUAGUGGCAUGCUAUCUUGUCACUUGGAACAGAAUAUGUACGUGGAGGCAAAGUGUGCAUUUUUUUUAAGUUGUCAAUUCUACAGAAAUGUUGACAGGUUUGAUGAGAUCCUGCUAGUUAGCAUUACUGUCACACUGAAACGUGUAAACUAGCUCACACUAACGCUCACACUCCCUGAGGAAGUGAAUUCCUCCCUGAGGAAGCGCUGCUUCACCAAAAGCCGACAUUACUAGCAAGCUAGAUAACAUGCGGUAAAGUAUUUUUAUAAGUAAUGAAAUCAAGCAGCGCUUCGGUAAAGUUAGUCAACAUCCUGAUCAUGCGAUGUCAUUCUUUCAGCUAUAUGUAGCAUAAAUGUCAGGUUUUAAUUACAUUAGCUAACCAGUGGAAGCUAAAAUAUUGUAAUUAGCUGCCAAAACACAGCAGUGUGUUAGUGUUGCCCAAGUUUACUAGCAAGCUAGAAAACAUUUUUUUAAUGUAAAUUGUACACCUCUAUGUGAGCAAACCUGUUUAAUUUUAAAUAGGUAGCCAUAUUAUUAGCAUGCUAGUCAACAUUAUGUAAACUGUUAUAGUGAUUUGGCUAACUAAUUUUUUAACUUAAGCUCUCUCUUUGUUCACUCAAAAACUAACCACAUCAUCAGGAUGCUGGUAAAUGUGAGGUAGCAAAGAAACAUAGUUACCUUAAUGCACAGUAACUCACAGUAGCUCAACCACAAUCAAUAAUACAAUGAAUAUAUACUUUGGGGUGUAUCUCAGACAUGCUAACUCCACUCUGACUAGUUUGAUCCUGAACAAGUUGCUUUUUUUCCCCAAGAAGUCACUGGUGUGCGUCUAAGUGUGUAAUUAAUUCGAAACAUACAGUUGUGGUCAGAUGUUUACAUACAGUGACAUAAAUGUCAUCUUGGAUAUGAAUGUCAUGGCAAUAUUUGGGCUUUCAGUAAUUUCUUUGAACUGUUCUUUUCCUGUGGCAGAAUGUACAGCAUACGUCUUUAAAAUAAAUAAAUACCACUAGAA
Molecule: messenger RNA, 8840 nt
Organism: Neoarius graeffei (lesser salmon catfish)
Lineage: Eukaryota; Metazoa; Chordata; Actinopteri; Siluriformes; Ariidae
Gene: slitrk6
Product: SLIT and NTRK-like family, member 6
Exons: 2
Coding region: 235-2712 (825 amino acids)
Biological process (GO): positive regulation of synapse assembly; axonogenesis; regulation of presynapse assembly
Cellular component (GO): membrane
Molecular function (GO): protein binding
Source: RefSeq, a predicted model, not a curated record